Molecule: messenger RNA, 1101 nt
Organism: Photinus pyralis (common eastern firefly)
Lineage: Eukaryota; Metazoa; Arthropoda; Insecta; Coleoptera; Lampyridae
Exons: 1
Coding region: 1-1101 (366 amino acids)
Biological process (GO): DNA integration
Molecular function (GO): nucleic acid binding
Source: RefSeq, a predicted model, not a curated record
AUGUUGCCUUACCCAGAAAGGGAGGAGGUAGAUGGGUUUGACGAUUUCGAUUUUUUCACAAUUCAUCAGAUUCAACAGCUCCCUGUCAAAUCCGAAACUAUAGCCCGCGAAACUAGAAAAGACUUGCAUCUCGGCCGAAUUAUUCAACUUUUAGAAACAGGCCAAAACUUGGCCCAACAUGGUCUCAAAGCGCCAGAGGUUAAGUGGCUUGAAGUAAGACCUACGACUUCCACGACAGCCACCGCCACAAUUACAAUCCUGGACGAUUUAUUCACGGCAUACGGUGUGCCAGUUACGGUAGUGUCAGACAAUGGUAGGCAGUUCAUCGCAGAUGAUUUUAAAAGCUUCCUACGAAAUAGUGGCGUGAAGUAUCACAAACUGUCGGCACCUUACCAUCCCUCUACAAACGGGCAAGCAGAACGCUACGUUCAAACUGUGAAGGAUGCGCUUUACGCAAUGAAAACAACUAAAGAAACGCUCCGGAGCAACCUAAACGAGUUCCUUCGUCAAUACCGGAAGGCUCCACAUUCGGUUACGAUGCUUCCACCGGCCCGACUUUUCCUAGGGCGAGACCUACGAACUCGUCUUGACCUGACAAGACCUGACGAUGUCCAGACAAGAGUCACCCAAAAACAUCAAGCAAACAUGAGCUCUACCUUCCGCAUACUAAACGUUGGACAAGAUGUGUACUUCUUAUCUGGAAACAAAAACAUGGACAAAUGGCUCCCAGGAGUUAUUACUGCUCGCCUCGGAGAUCUUCACUAUGAAAUUAAACAUGGGGAUAAAACGGUGAAACGUCAUAUCGACCAAAUUAGAAUAUUCGCAGAAAAUAUCAAAGAAACAGGUGUCGACCAACAACGAAAAACAACGCCUGAAGAGCCCAUAUUGCGACGUAUUCGUUUUCAUGGCCAACAAAGGAACUCGCCAGCGGCCGCCGAGCCCACUCUGGGAACAGCUACCCCAGUUCUAUCACCAGCGCAGGAAACUGCCAGAGCCGACGCGACUAAAAGAGACCAGGUGACACCGGUAGCUCCAAGAAGGUCGGAACGGACACGACGCGCUCCUCUCCGAUUUACACCAGUUCACAAUUUGUUUAAUUAG